Messenger RNA from Penaeus monodon (black tiger shrimp), 1994 nucleotides. It is a transcript of the gene Nse4, whose product is annotated as non-structural maintenance of chromosomes element 4 homolog A-like. The transcript is spliced from 9 exons. Gene Ontology annotation, biological process: DNA repair. The record is from RefSeq and is a predicted model, not a curated record. Gene Ontology annotation, cellular component: Smc5-Smc6 complex; nucleus. NCBI's taxonomy places the organism in Eukaryota, Metazoa, Arthropoda, Malacostraca, Decapoda, Penaeidae. The coding region runs from base 72 to 1073 and encodes 333 amino acids.
GGCGACGCACCGGAGAAUAAGCGACGACGCACAAAGGACCUUCUCGCGUGAUUUGAAAUUGGCAUAAAAAUAUGGCGGAAGGAGGCAAGAAAACCAAGAAAAAGAGGCCGCAUGAGGAGGUAUCCGGGGCCACAGACGAUGCCGCAGAUAAUGCCACGGAGAAUGAGCAGUCGGCAGUCCAGGUGUCUGAGGAAGCAAACAAGAAAGUGCGUGACCAGUACAGGAACCUGCUGCAAAAAGUGCAAGAGCAAGCUGACGAAGCAGGACAAGCGGGUGUCACCAUCGAGAAUAUUUGCAACAUGGUCAUGGAAGCCGACCAGGCGUUCUCCUCAGUGAAGCGGCCAAGGGAAGCUGCCCUGGACGCGCAGUUCCUAAGAACAUGUGGCGUCCUGGCCAAGCUGAACAUCGAGUCUUCACAGUCAAAUAUCAAAGAGUUUCGGCCCUCAGAAUUUGCACAGAAGUUGGCACACUUCAUGCACCUGGACACGGAAAGCAAUAGAGGGAACACUGAGAUAGAUUAUGCAUCCUGGAGAAGGUUUGGCCAAGCGGUGUCUUCCCUCUUUAAGAAAACAACGGGGAUUGAGCCUAUGUUGGGGGCUUUGGAGUGGGAGAAGCCCAGGGCCGAGCGUAAAGCUAGAGUUGUCGAGAAGGACAAGGAGACCCAGAAGAAAACUCCCACUGAGGUGGCCAAUGCAGUCAGCGGCGAAGAGCGGCAGACAGAGGAGGUGCAGCGGCUGUACAACAUCCUCAAGUGCCAGUACCACAAAUACGGCAAGACUCCCGUGUGCUUCUUCUCCUUUGUCGUGAACCCUGACAGCUAUCCACUAACAGCCGAGAACCUCUUUCACACAAGUUUCCUCGUAAGCCAACAACUUGCGGUAGUGGAGAGAGGAAACGAUGGCACUCCUGUGAUCUCACCGCAAGAACAUAGCAAAUCGGUAGUGGGCGGGGUCAGCUCCCAGUGCAUCGUGUCCAUCUCAGAGAGCGAAUGGCGCGAGAUCGUUGAGAUUUUCGGCCUCACGCAGUCUGUGAUUCCUUCUCCAGCCAAUAGGACGAAGAAGAGGAGGUCGUAAUCAUCUUCACUAUCCUCCCCUUUUUUUUAGUAUAGGAUUGUAAUGCCUUUCCUUUGUUUUUUUUUAUUUGUUAUAUACAUAUACCCUUUCUUUUUUUCUUCUUUUUUUCUAAUUUCUUUGCAUUAUUCUUCAUGCCCUCAAGGUCAUGGUUUCAUUUCCUAUUCCUCUGAAAAGAAAGUGAAAAGGCAUUACUGGGAAUUUAGUUAAAAUUAUAAAGCAAACCAAAAAUAUAUAUUUUGAGUAGACAGGUUUUCUGUCCUUUAUAUUUUUAUAAUCAACAUUAACCUUUCAUCAUAUGAUUGAUAUAUCAUUUCUCAAGAUAGUUGUUAUUUUCUUAUAAAUUAUGUUCCAACUCUCACAAUGAAAACAUGAAUCUGAUAUAUAUAUAUAUAUAUAUAUAUAUAUAUAUAUAUAUAUAUAUAUAUAUAUAUAUAUAUAUAUAUAUAUAUAUAUAUACUAAAAUACACUUAAAAUAAUACAACACAUGACUGUACUUCUAGUACAAAAUUAGUAUUGUCAUUUUCAUAUUUUUAUACACAUCAUAUCUUUGUUUAAUGUUGAUCAGUAUAGGCAAAUUAACAAAGAAAUAUAUGGCAUAAUGACUUAAUAUCCUGAACAUGUCAGUGCUGUCAAAGACUAACAUUUUCUCUGUUAUUCCCAUUCCACGCAGUACUCUUUGCGCAGUAUUUUUAUAUUCAUUUUAUCACUUUAAUGUCCAUGGCUGUGAAACCCCUUGGAGAACUAACAGCAUUGCAAAUGGAUUGAGUAACUGAAAUUGGAUAACUACUGUCAUAGAAAAAGAAACCAUAGGUAUUAACCUAAAAGAAUAUUCAGUUGUUUAAAAAGAAUAUAUGCAUGAUCAUGAAUCUGGAUUAAUGUAACAUUGAAUAUAUUAAAUAAUGUCAUUUCCAUGGCCUAGGA